AUUCGGUACCAAGCUUUUAGAUAUUUCCUUAUCAUUAUUGGCUUACUGUUCAGUGUUCUCUAGACAUGUCACCUCCACUAGCGUCCCCUGUGUUCAAGGUCAACAGGCGUGAACCUGAGCUACUCACCCCGGCUAAGCCCACCCCUCACGAGUUUAAGCCAUUAUCUGACAUUGAUGACCAAGAGAGUCUCCGCUUCCAUAUUCCCGUCUUACAAGUUUAUCGUUAUGAGCCCUCUAUGCAAGGGAAAGACCCUGUUAAAAUCAUCAGGGAGGCUCUUGCUAAAGCACUUGUCUUUUACUAUCCAUUUGCAGGUAGGCUUCGGGAAGGGCGUAAUCGCAAGCUUUUGGUGGAAUGCACUGGUGAUGGUAUCUUGUUUAUAGAAGCUGAUGCCGAUGUUACUUUUGAUCAGUCCGGCGACGCACUUCAACCCCCGUUCCCUUACUUGGAGGAACUUCUUUUUGAUGUCCCUGGGUCAAGUGAGACACUAAACUGUCCUCUCUUGCUAAUUCAGGUUACACGUUUUAAAUGUGGUGGUUUUGUUUAUGCCCUUCGUUUGAACCACACCAUGAGUGAUGGACCUGGUCUAGUCCAAUUCUUGUCAGCUGUGGCUGAGAUGGCUAGGGGGGAACAAGCCCCUUCCAUCCUUCCAGUGUGGGAAAGACAUGUACUUGAUGCGAGGAACCCACCUCGUGUCACAUGCAUACAUCGUGAAUACGAUGAGAUUGAAGGCAUAAAUAGUAUUAGCAGUGCAAGAAUUCCAUUUCCGCUUCAUGACAUAUUAGACAAGUCAUUUUUUAUUCGAUCAACUCAAUUGUCUGCUCUUCGAAGAUUUGCCCCUCCCCACCUCCAUGGAUGCUCUACUUUUCAAAUAUUAACUGCAUGUUUAUGGAAAUGUCGAACAGUGGCACUCCAACCAGACCCCAAACAAGAGAUGCGCAUGAUAUGUCUCAAUAAUGUGCGCAAAAAAUUCAAUCCUCCUUUAUUACCAGAAGGGUAUUACGGUAAUGGAUUUGCGCUCUCGACUGUGGUGGCAACUGCCGGAGAACUCACUCAAAAUCCGAUAGGUUAUGCAUUAGAAUUGGUGAGGAAGGCUACCACGGAUAUGAGCAGAGAGUAUCUACAGUCUGUGGCUGAUCUAAUGGUGAUUAAGGGUAGGCCUAUAUUUCACGUGGAAGGAAGUUACAUAGUGUCGGACUUGAGACAUGCAGGCUUUAGAGAGGUAGAUUUUGGAUGGGGCAAAGCUGUGUAUGGUGGGCCGUUGAGAGCCAUCCCCAUGGUCGCAAGCUUUUAUGUACCGUUUGAAAAUAAGAAAGGUGAAAAUGGAAUUGUGUUUCCAAUUUGCUUGCCAACCCAAGCAAUGGAAAGAUUUGCAAAGGAGUUGAACAAUUUGUUGGAGGGCCAACCAAUUCAUGGUGACAACAAUGGAUCUUCACACGUAUUGUCUGCUUUAUAAGCUCGGGUGUUACUGUUAGAAAAUCUAUUUCUUGGAAAGGCAUUGUGUUAAUAAGCAAAGUGAAUUUACUAUUAUAUGUAUGAAAACAAUGCUUUAGUUUGA
Molecule: messenger RNA, 1556 nt
Organism: Hevea brasiliensis (rubber tree)
Lineage: Eukaryota; Viridiplantae; Streptophyta; Magnoliopsida; Malpighiales; Euphorbiaceae
Product: benzyl alcohol O-benzoyltransferase
Exons: 2
Coding region: 66-1454 (462 amino acids)
Source: RefSeq, a predicted model, not a curated record